AAAGUAUGGCAGAGGGGUAUGAUAAAGCGGGGAGCCCAGUAGAAGAGGGGGCUGAUAUAACAGGAAACAAGGGCCCCCUCUCUGUGGUCAUCGUAGGAGGGGGGAUCGCGGGGAUAAGUGCGGCGCGUCAUCUCAUAAAAAAUGGAAUUCGACAGGUGAAGAUUUUGGAAGCAAUGAAUCGUUUGGGAGGUCGAAUACAUACUGUAAACGGAGAUGCAGGUAAAAUAGACUUCGGAGCGCAGUACAUUCACGGAGGAGAGGACAACUCCUUGUACCAGAUAGCUGUCAAACACGAUCUUAUAGACCGCUCGUCAACACCGACCAAAGGUUCAGUAGCAUCAACAUUUUACGGAAACGAAUUUUACAAAGAAAACGGAUCCAGAAUUCCAAAGAAAAUCGUUAAGGAAGUCAACGAGUUUCUGGAAAGUGUACACAAAGAAUGUAAUGGUAUUGAUAAUAAUACAAACUACCAUGAGAGCAUGGGCAAUUGUUUUGAAAGGAGAUUUGAGGAAUAUUUGGGGUCACGUGACAACACAUUGGAGGAUGUUGACACGAGGAAAGGGUUGUUCGAUUGGCGAAUGCGAUGGGAGAUGCAUGAUAAUGGCUGUCGUUCUUUAUUUGAUGUAGCUUCGCCAGCAAGGUAUCAAAAUUAUACCGGAAACUAUUUUACAGAAAUAAAAAAUGGGUUUCAGUCAGUGUUUUCAAUGCUUUUAAAAGAUGUUCCUUGUGCGUGUGUCCGAACAGAAACACCGGUGACGAGAAUAAAUUGGGAAAAUAUUCGCAUUUGUAAUGAUGAAAAUCGAGAAGAUUCAAAGAUAUGUAUGGUUGAAACUAAACACGGUGAAUAUUUUUAUUGUGAUUAUGUGAUUGUCACUGUACCGCUAGGUUAUCUGCAAUUAAACAUAGAUACACUAUUUCAGCCACCGCUACCCUCAGGGAAAAAAGCGGCGAUCUUGCGAAGUGGGUUUGGAAACUUGGUGAAAGUAUUUCUUACGUGGACGAAACCGUUUUGGGAAAAAUCUUUUGAAGGAAUUCAGUUCAUUUGGACCUCAGAUGAAGACAUAUUCGACACACAACCUGCGUCAACCUUAACAAAAAAGAAUGGCGAUCCGUGGUACCGGGACUUUGACGGUUUUCACGUUCUGGAGGACAACUCCUGUACGCUGCUGGGGUGGAUCGGUGGGGAGGGAGGAUGUCUUUCAGAACGACUGACCGAGGGGGAAAUUCUGGAAACCUGUUACCUACUGCUCAAAAAGUUUGCUGCCGACAUGGAUAUUCCAAAGCCUUGCAAGAUACAAAGAACCCAGUGGCAGAGCCAAGAGUACAUCCGAGGAUGCUAUAGUUAUGUGUCCAUCUACAACGAACCUAACGACUUCCAGGAACUCAUCAAACCACUGCCUUCCAAACAGAACCCUGUGGUGCUGUUUGCUGGUGAGGCCAUGAGUUACUAUCAUUACUCUACAACCCAUGGAGCUUACGAGUCUGGGAUAGAUGCAGCGAACCUUGUAUUACAGAAUGUGACACAAAUUAAUAGGAUAUAAAGUGAAUGGUCAUUUCAAAUAAUUCACUUUGAUAUUUAAUUAAAAACCCAUUUUAUUAAGACACAAUGGAUAGUAAAUAUGUACAUCAUGGGUCUGAAGAAAUUUCAUCCUUGCAAUUUUGUUAUCUGUAAGUUUAAGAAAUAAACAGAAUACCAUUUUCAUCCAUCCAUUCAACUGAAAAAA
Saccostrea cuccullata (small rock oyster) is the source of this 1724-nucleotide messenger RNA. RefSeq names its product spermine oxidase-like. The transcript is spliced from 5 exons. Gene Ontology annotation, molecular function: polyamine oxidase activity. The record is from RefSeq and is a predicted model, not a curated record. Lineage: Eukaryota; Metazoa; Mollusca; Bivalvia; Ostreida; Ostreidae. The coding region runs from base 6 to 1541 and encodes 511 amino acids.